AUGUCGUGCCCCAAUGGUGCGUCGGUCGGAUUACCAAUGUACAAUCUCCAGGAUCAAGUGCAAACCCCAAGUUCCCACCUGUUGACCGUCAAUGGGCACCGACAUUCUCCCAUGUUUUUGGAAGUGGCAGAGGAUGUGGUUGACACUAGCUAUUCUCCGGUUUCACUUGAGCAAGAAGAAGUCGUGGUUAAUAAUGGAUCAAGUAUUCCUGACAAUCCGGAGGCGGAUACGCCAGAUUCAACCCUUCCGAUGAACAGCGCAUCCAUGGCCGGCUCGGAGUCCCGCAAGAACAGCUCGUCCACCCGGUUUUACCAUCCUUACAUGACCAAAACUAGCAUGCAGGGAGAUGUUUACAACUUUUUGGAAAGACCGAGCGGCUGGAAGUGCUUCCUUUACCAUUUCGCUGUGUUCUUGAUGGUGUUGAUUUGCUUGAUCUUCAGUGUACUAUCUACCAUUGAUCAUUAUGCUGACUUUGCAACUGGAACUUUGUUUUGGAUGGAGAUAGUGUUAGUAGUUUUUUUCGGUGCAGAAUAUAUGGUACGAUUAUGGUCUGCAGGCUGCAGAAGUAAAUAUAUUGGUGUUAAAGGAAGGAUUCGGUUUGCCAGGAAACCUAUUUCCAUUAUAGAUCUGAUUGUAGUGAUUGCAUCCAUUAUAGUGCUCAGUGUCGGAUCAAAUGGUCAGGUGUUUGCCACAUCUGCCAUCAGGGGUAUUCGAUUCCUUCAGAUCUUACGGAUGCUGCAUGUGGAUCGACAGGGUGGCACUUGGAGACUUUUAGGCUCUGUCGUUUUCAUUCAUCGUCAGGAACUCAUAACAACACUGUACAUCGGUUUUCUGGGUCUGAUCUUCUCCUCCUAUUUUGUAUAUUUGGCUGAGAAAGAUGCAGUUGAUGAAAAGGGAAAGACUGGGUUUGGUAGUUAUGCUGAUGCCUUGUGGUGGGGUGUGGUCACAGUUACAACAAUUGGAUACGGUGACAAAGUUCCGCAGACGUGGAUUGGGAAGACAAUAGCAUCUUGCUUCUCUGUCUUUGCUAUAUCUUUCUUUGCACUUCCAGCAGGUAUACUGGGAUCUGGAUUUGCUCUCAAAGUCCAACAGAAACAACGUCAGAAACAUUUCAGUCGGCAGAUACCAGCUGCAGCCUCCCUCAUUCAGACCUUAUGGCGAUGUUAUGCUGCAGAGAAAACCCAUAGCUCCACAGCUACUUGGAAGAUGUAUAUAAUGCCUCCUGAUUACAUUUCCAAAACAUCAGCAACACCAUCCAGUCCAAAUAUGAGGAAACAGGUGAAGAAAUAUAAAAGAAAAUGCAAAGUGGGACGUGAUAAUGAGACCGCUUUCAUGAUGAAUAUUGGAGAAAAUGCAUUAUCAGUACCACAGAUAACUUAUGACCAUAUUGAUGAAAAAGAUGAGAAGAAAGAAGUCAAUUAUUUUAUUGAUGAACCCACAGGUCAACAGCUUUCCUGGUCUCCCUUAACCAUCUGUACCUCAAGCUGCCCCUCAUCACCAGUGAGAAAAAGUGUUACUGAAGAAAACCCAAGUGACAUUUCACGGACCAACAGCUUUACUGAUGAAAUGGAUUUGAUGGGUGAAGAAUCACCAUUGCCUGUGGUGACAGAUGUAUUACACUGCUUGACAAGUCCUUUGUAUGUAAGGGUCUUGGAAUCACAGGCAACAAGGCAACUCAAUUCAACAAGAUUAUCAGAAGCACACAGAGCUGCCAUAAAGGUUAUUCGACGAAUGCAAUAUUUUGUUGCCAGGAGAAAAUUUCAGCAAGCUCGAAAACCAUAUGAUGUGCGAGAUGUAAUUGAACAAUAUUCCCAGGGGCACUUGAAUAUGAUGGUCCGGAUCAAAGAACUACAAAGAAGGUUGGAUCAUUCUUUGGGAAAACCUGCAUUCUUUCUUUCAGAAAAGGGACUAGACAAAGGUUACUACACUGCAGGAGCCAGACUGAUCCGUCUGGAAGAUAAGGGAAUUAUGAGGUCAUUUUCUGUUGGAAAUUGA
This is a messenger RNA of Hemiscyllium ocellatum (epaulette shark), 1995 nucleotides long. RefSeq names its product potassium voltage-gated channel, KQT-like subfamily, member 1.2 (gene kcnq1.2). The record is from RefSeq and is a predicted model, not a curated record. Gene Ontology annotation, cellular component: membrane. Lineage: Eukaryota; Metazoa; Chordata; Chondrichthyes; Orectolobiformes; Hemiscylliidae. Gene Ontology annotation, biological process: transmembrane transport; potassium ion transport. The coding region runs from base 1 to 1995 and encodes 664 amino acids. Gene Ontology annotation, molecular function: voltage-gated potassium channel activity. The transcript has 18 exons.